CAAGAUCAGUUGCAGACAUUAAGUCGUACUAAACAGUUGUGUUCAAAACGCGACGCGGUGUGAAAUUGAUCAGUCAGUAACACAACAGAAAAAGUUAAAUUACAAAAAAAAACGAAGAAAACUCGAAAGAAUUUUUGAAAAUAAAAAUUAUAAAUAAAUAUCAAAUACAAAAUAAAAUUUUAAUAAAAAAGGAAUAUUUAAUUGCUACAGCAACAAACUUCCACAGAUCACAAUGAAAUUUGUUAUUUUACUGUGUGUACUUAGUGUACUGUUACUGCAACAAGCUCAAGCUUCACCCGUAAAACUAGUCGAACGUCAGGAACGUGCUUUGGCGCGCCAACAAGCUGCCGGUGUUAAUGAUGUUGCUCCUGUUGCCGCACAAGCCGCCGAUGAAGAUGAUGAUGACGAUGAGGAUGAUGAUGACGAUGAACCUGAUCUAGGAGAUCUAAUUGAUGAUGAUGAUGUUCUAUUUGUUUCGGGGCUUUCAGAUGACGAGGACGACGAUGAUGAUGAAGAUGAUGACGAUGAAGAAGAGGAAGAUAGACCACAAGGUCAAGCUGCCCCCAACUCGGGUGCCGAUGAUGAUGAUGAAGAAGAUGAUGACGAUGAUGAUUACUUGGAUAGAUUAUUCGAUGAUAUCUUAGGUGAUGAAGAUGAUGAUGAAGACGAUGAUGAUGAAGAACCCGCUGCCAGUGUACAAAAUACCGUAGCUGCUGCACCUGCCGCUCCAAUUGAAGAUAUUGCUCCCGUAGGCCAAGCUGCUGCCGCUGGUAUUUCCGAUGGUGUCGAUUUACCCGCCGAAAGUGGCAAUGCCAACGAACCCUUGGCCCAAGGUAAUACAGCCGACAAUGAUGUAGCUCCCUCCAGCAGCAACAACAACGAAGGUGCCCUAACAGGUGAAGAUGACGAUGAUGCUGACGACGAUGAAGAUGAUGACGAUGAUGAUAUUAUUGGCGACGAUGUCAUUGAAGCUAGACGUGAAGCACGUUCAUUGAAAAACAAUAUAAUUGAUAUGUCGAGCGAUGCCUUCCAGGAACGUAAUAAUCAGUUUGUCGAUGCGAUAUUUGCACGUAUCAAUCGUAUUGUAUCCGAUAACUAUGACCCGUUUGUGGUACAAUUGAAUGGUCGUUCAACAGUUAAACAUGAAAUAAAAUCGGCCUCUGCCACAUCAACAAAAAGCCAACAGCAGCAGCAACAACAAAAUAAAAUAAAAACCGCAAAACCACAAACCACCAACACAUCAAUUAAGAAAUUGAAAAAUACAAAAUCGGAACCACGUAGCAACACAAACAACGAAAACGAAACUAUCGACAGCAGCAGCAGCAGUACAAUCACCAACACUGCUGAAGCAGAGUCUAUGCCAAAGGACAAUAACAAUGAGCCAAAACAACUAAAUAAGUUGCAACAACAAUUGGAACAAUUGGAGGGACAACAGAAAAAACUCAAAGCCACUGAACAAAUUGGAAAUGAUGUUGUAACAAAUGAACAACAAAACUCUGAACAAAAAACUGAAAUCCAUACUGACGAAAUGAAACAGGAAACUCGCACUGCAUUUGUCAAUGAUGUUGUCAAAUCAGGAAAUCAAAAGAAAAGCUCUACAAAGGCACACAAACAACAUGGACAAACAAAAAGUAGCAAUAGCAAACAUAAACUUAAAUCGACUAGCGCCACAACAGCCAACAAUAAAAAUGGCAGCACCAAGGAUGCCAACACUGACUUUUUAAAGGCUGAAGGUAGUCUAUCGGGUUUGGCAUCAUUGAAGCGUGUCGGCAAUGUAAAAUUGGCCACCGAUCCGGAAGGACGCAAUUCCACAAUUAAGGCUAAAUUUACUUUGGGUCCACUUAUUUUACGUGUUGAGAAAUCAUUCAAACGUGCUGGAGUGGAGAAUGUUAAAAGUGCUACUGCACGUACAAACGAAAUGAUCGGUCGUAUUAAGUUUAGUGUAGUAAAUGAUCAUGCCACAUUGAUGUCGAUUAAAGUGCAACAGCCUAAACAGGUCGAAGUUGAAAGCAAAGACAACCAUGACCGCACCAGAGAAUUUGUCUGGCGUCGUACACCAAAAAUUGCAAAAUUGGUCAAUGAAAAACUUAAAUUGGCAGCAGAAACUCUAUUUGCGCCACAAGGUGUUGAGGUGGUAAGACUUUAAGUCAAAACUCUAACAAAGGAAUUGUGCUCAAAAAAACAAAUAUUUAUUUAUAACUUUAAAUUUUACUUAAUACUAUUUAUGUUAAAUUAUGUAUUCUUUUGGAUUUUGUUAAAGAAUUUUACGCCACAAAAUUUAAUUAUUAAAGAAAAUAUAAA
This is a messenger RNA of Lucilia cuprina (Australian sheep blowfly), 2301 nucleotides long. RefSeq names its product acidic repeat-containing protein (gene ect). The record is from RefSeq and is a predicted model, not a curated record. The coding region runs from base 233 to 2146 and encodes 637 amino acids. Lineage: Eukaryota; Metazoa; Arthropoda; Insecta; Diptera; Calliphoridae. The transcript has 9 exons.